UCGUUCCCUAUCCAAAAUAUCCUUUCCAUCCAAGGGAGGAAUCAAGACACAACCUCUAUAACAAUUCAAUCAACAAUCACCAAUCCUAUCGCAUCUACACAAAAACCUGGUUCUAAUAGAUUGAUCUUUAGAUUUGUAAGAAACCCAGCAGAGACAGAAGGAAGAGUGCCACUUUCCAAAUUAAGCUUUACAUAUGGAAACACAACCACCAAAACUAGGGGCCUCCCUGAUGGUGCCCUGUGUCCAAGAACUGGCUAAGGAGCAUCUCAUACAAGUUCCAUCAAGAUAUCUGCGCAGUACUGAUGAAGACCCUGCUCUCUUCUUAUCAAACGCCAAUUCUUCUUUGUUCCAAGUCCCUGUCAUAGACAUGCAAAAGUUGUCUUCCAAACAUCUCAAAGACUCGGAGUUGGAGAAAUUGCACCACGCUUGCAAAGAAUGGGGCUUCUUCCAGCUGAUCAAUCAUGGGGUGAGCACUGCGUUGGUGGAAAAUGUGAAGUUGGGGAUCCAAGAGUUCUUCAAUCUUCCAAUGGAAGAGAAGAAAAAGUUUUGGCAAAAACCAGAUGAUAUUGAGGGAUUUGGACAGGCUUUUGUUGUGUCUGAGGAGCAGAAGCUCGACUGGGGAGAUAUGUUCUACAUGCUCACCCUUCCAACUCAUUUGAGGAAACAUCACCUAUUCCCGAAUCUUCCUCUCCCACUCAGAGAAACCUUGGAAGCUUAUUCAUCAGAACUGAAAAUUCUUGCCAUGAAAAUGCUUGACCUUAUGGCAAAAGCUCUAAGGAUGGACCCCAAUGAUAUGAGAACUCUGUUUGAAGAAGGAUCUCAAGGGAUGAGGAUGAGCUAUUAUCCUCCAUGUCCACAGCCAGAGUGUGCCAUCGGCCUCAACUCUCACUCUGAUGCCAGCGGCGUCACCAUUCUGCUUCAAAUCAAUGAGGUGGAAGGUCUCCAAAUAAGGAAAGAUGGCACAUGGAUUCCUGUUGAACCCCUUCCAAAUGCUUUUGUCAUCAACAUUGGAGACGUUGUGGAGAUUGUUUCCAAUGGGAUUUACCGUAGCAUUGAGCAUCGUGCCACUGUUAACCAAGAGAAAGAAAGGCUUUCUGUUGCCACUUUCUACAAUCCAAAGCUGGAUGGAGAUCUGGGUCCAGCACCGAGUCUCAUCACUCCAGAAACUCCAGCACUGUUCAGGACAAUCGGAGUUGCAGACUACUUUAAGGGAUACUAUUCCCGCGAGCUUCGUGGAAAAUCUAAUGUCGAUGUCUACAGAGUUGAAAAUCUGAAAAAUGAUUCGAGCCCCGUCUCUUAAAGUGAACAUCCUGAAAGAGGUUGGAGUUAGGCUCUGCUUGCAAUACUCCUUAACGUGAAAAGUUAGGUUUUUAAUCUAGAGAAUAAGUGCUGAGAGAAUAAAUGCUAUGAGAAUAAGUGCUGUGCUAUAAU
This is a messenger RNA of Theobroma umbraticum, 1431 nucleotides long. Its product is annotated as oxoglutarate-dependent flavonoid 7-O-demethylase 1-like. NCBI's taxonomy places the organism in Eukaryota, Viridiplantae, Streptophyta, Magnoliopsida, Malvales, Malvaceae. The record is from RefSeq and is a predicted model, not a curated record.